GAAAGUAUUGUGCAAUACCGUCAAUAAUUAAUUUAAAGUGGAUCAAAUUUAAAUUAUUAAGAACAUAAAUUCCAAAAAUAAGGCGAAUUACAUUUAAAAUUUUAAUCAAUUUUCUUAUCGAAUGAUAGAUAUUAUCAUAAGAAUUACAUAAGAAUGUUUUAGAAAUUACAUAUAAGUAAACUGAAUCAGCAUCAUGGACUAUCAUUGCUUAAGAUAGAAGAACACAAAAAUGAAGAUUGUUUUAUUAGUUUUGUUCGCUGCUUGUUUGUCACAAGCCAAAAUAAAUCAAGAUAUACAUUUCGAUUGGGUGCAGUAUACCGGAGAAAUACCAGAGAAUGCUAUAAUAGGCGGAUCAACUGCUGAUGGUGAUCCAACGUAUGUAGCCCGUUCCUUCCUCAGUGCAGAUGAAGAUGAUGAAAAUUAUUCUGGAAGUGACUACAAUGGUUAUGUAGCUGGUGGUGUGUUACCUGGAAAAUUGUCGAUCGACCUUUGUACUCCGCAGAGUAUAUACACGCUCACAAAGAACAUUGAGAUACUGACUGUGGUCAAUGGAACAAAAAUCGAAUGGAUUAAAUCUUACCAGCACACAUUCAUGGACCUCUUCAACUCAGACGACUAUCGUCCUGUAAGGAUCGGCUGGCUAGCAAACGGGGAGAAGUGGAACUCCACUCUUUAUUUGGGCAGCUCUUUAGGCGCCGGUGUCGAAACCAUUGGACACAUAAUGACAUCGGCAAUUCCAACAUACAAUAAUCAACAGAACUGGUAUCCAUUUUACGGAAGUCAAUUCGGGGACCUGAUGUAUAAAGUAUUAGUUUAUUAUAUUUAAAUACUUAAAAAGUACUCUUUUUAAUAAACAAUAUGAAAUUA
This is a messenger RNA of Diabrotica virgifera virgifera (western corn rootworm), 867 nucleotides long. RefSeq lists its product as uncharacterized. The record is from RefSeq and is a predicted model, not a curated record. The transcript has 3 exons. The coding region runs from base 230 to 826 and encodes 198 amino acids. NCBI's taxonomy places the organism in Eukaryota, Metazoa, Arthropoda, Insecta, Coleoptera, Chrysomelidae.